Arachis ipaensis is the source of this 1274-nucleotide messenger RNA. Its product is annotated as dof zinc finger protein DOF5.4. NCBI's taxonomy places the organism in Eukaryota, Viridiplantae, Streptophyta, Magnoliopsida, Fabales, Fabaceae. Gene Ontology annotation, molecular function: DNA binding; DNA-binding transcription factor activity. The record is from RefSeq and is a predicted model, not a curated record. Gene Ontology annotation, biological process: regulation of DNA-templated transcription.
GGUUAUUACUGUCAUUCCAGGUUGAAAAUAUAAUAUAUGAUCACCAUAAAAAAAAUUAAAGAAAUGAAGAUAGAUUGAUUGAGACAUCUUAGGUGGAGCGCAGGGAUAUUUGUCAGUGAGACACAAUUCCUUCUCUUCUAGACUUUUACUCCUUCCUUCACAUUCCAAAAUACAAUAAAAUACAAUACAAAUUCAUCACCACACUCCCGAAAUAUAACCUUCUCUUUUUCAAAAUGCAAGACUCACCUUCCACCGCCCCCGCUGGUGGCAGGUUUUUCGGCGGAGGAGUCGGAGACAGGAGGCUCAGGCCUCACAACCAGCACCAGGAACCGUUGAAGUGCCCUCGGUGUGAUUCGCUCAACACUAAGUUCUGCUAUUACAACAACUACAACCUCUCUCAGCCGCGCCACUUCUGCAAGAACUGUCGCCGCUACUGGACCAACGGCGGCGUCCUCCGUAACGUCCCCGUCGGCGGAGGUUGUCGGAAAUCCAAAUCCAAGCGCUCCAACGCGAAGUCCAAGAAAAGCAACAACAACAACUGCUCCUCCUCUUUGGAAGCCGCUCCGGAAACAACAACACCGCAACCGCAAUUGCCGGAGGGAAAUUUGAACUCGAACUCGAACUCGAACUCUGGCAGCGAAAGCUCCAGCCUCACCGCCAUCGCCACUAGCUCCGCCGCCACGGAGGCGGUGUCUGCAGCGACGUCAAACGCUGCGUUGAGCAAGAAUCCGGUCCCCGACGAGAACGUGAAUAGCUCUAACUUCACUGGUGGCGGUGGUUAUUACGGUGGCUUCUCUGACAUAGGAACAUUCACGAGCCUUAUGAGUUCAGCAAACGAAACGAUGUCGUUUGGUUUUGAAAACAAUGUUAACGUUCUCGAUGCGACGUUGUUUCGUUUCGGUAAUGAUGAUGGCGAGUGGCUGCAGCAGAAAGUUAUCGGAAAUGGAAGCGACGAUCAGCGUAAUAAUAAUAAUAAUAAUCAGGAGUUUGCAUCGGAGCCGUUGAUGCUGGAUCAGACGGGUCCUGUUGAGUUGUCGUCGCUGCAGAAUGGGAAAGUUGGCAACGGAGGAUGUGGACCGUUGGAUUGGCAUGCAGCUGGUGGUGAUGGUUCGGAUCAUGAUCAUGAUUUGUUUGAUCUUACUAGCGCCGUUGAUCAGAGUUACUGGACCCACACUCACUGGUCUGAUCAAGAUAACAAUCCAAAUCUCUUUCAUCUUCCUUGAAAUCCCUGAAGGAAUAAGGAAUUCCUCUUUUACCUUUUUUUUGUGGGAAGU